This is a messenger RNA of Diaporthe batatas, 405 nucleotides long. RefSeq lists its product as uncharacterized. The record is from RefSeq and is a predicted model, not a curated record. The transcript has a single exon. The coding region runs from base 1 to 405 and encodes 134 amino acids. Lineage: Eukaryota; Fungi; Ascomycota; Sordariomycetes; Diaporthales; Diaporthaceae.
AUGUCCAAGCCAACAGACGCCCCACCGGCCUACUACGCCGGCGGCCAGGGCCCCGAGGCGCCCAAGCCAACCUACGACGGCCAGCAACAACAACAAUACCCAGGCGGCUACCCACCACAGCAGCAGGGAGGGGGCUACUACCCCCCGCCCCAGGACGGCGGCUACUACCAGCAGCAGAACAUGGGCUACGGCGCGCCCCCGCCGGGCCCCUACGGCCCCCAGGGCCCGUACGACCCCAACAUGCCCCCGCCCCAGGGCCAGUACCCGCCCCCCGGCGCCUACUACCAGCAGGGCCCGCCGUACGGCCAGUACCAGGACAACCGCGGCCAGCAGAGGGGCCCCGGCAUGCUGGAGGGCAUCAUGGCCGCGCUGUGCUGCUGCUGCUGCUUGGAUAUCCUCAUCUAG